AUGGCCCCAAAGGACGGGGCAUUGCCCCCCAUAUGGGACGACUUGGACUGGCAAAUGGGCCAGCUUUUUAUGAUGGGCUUUGACGGUACAACGAUUGACGGCCAAAUUCGAUCGCUCAUAGAGAAUUAUCAUGUUGGUAGUAUCAUAUUGACAGCGAAGAACCUUAAGUCUGCUGAGGAAACUACGAAACUCAUUCUGGAGUUACAAACCAUAGCGCGGGAUGCGGGCCAUCCAGUUCCACUAAUGAUUGCUUUAGACCAGGAGAAUGGAGGAGUCAAUAGUCUGUAUGAUGAGAUAUUUAUACGACAAUUCCCAAGUGCCAUGGGUAUCGCUGCGACGGGUUCCAAGCGACUCGCGCAUGAAGUUGCGUCGGCUACUGCUCAGGAGUUGAGAGCCGUCGGUGUUAAUUGGAUCCUGGGUCCGGUCUUGGAUGUUUUGACCAACGUGCGCAGUCAGCCGAUCGGCGUUCGGACAAGCGGCGAUGAUCCCCAAGAAGUCUCGCAAUACGGCGUUGAAACCAUGAAAGGUUAUCAAGAGGCAGGAUUAGUCACCUGCGGUAAACACUUCCCUUCCUACGGCAAUAUAGAGUUUGUCGGUUCACAAACCGACGUUCCCGUCAUCACCGAGUCACUGGAGCAAUUAAGUCUGAGUGCUUUGGUUCCCUUCCGCAAUGCCAUAGCAAACGGCCUUGAUGCGGUAAUGGUGGGUGGCGUUGCCAUGUCUUCUGCUGGAGUGAACGUAAUGCACGCUUGUCUGUCGGAACAAGUUGUGGAUGGUCUGUUGCGCAAAGACUUGAAAUUCGAUGGAGUCGUGGUUUCUGAAUGUCUGGAAAUGGAAGCGCUUACACAUAAUAUUGGCGUGGGCGGCGGGACAGUUAUGGCAAUGAAGGCUGGCUGUGACCUGAUCCUUCUAUGUCGUUCUUACCCCUAUCAACUAGAAGCGUUGAACGGACUGAAGCUCGGAGUUGAGAAUGGCAUGAUCAGUCGCUCGCGAAUCAGACAAUCCCUGCAAAGAGUUCUCGCUAUGAAGGCUCGUUGCACGACAUGGGAACAAGCCUUGAAUCCUGGAGGUAUCAAUUCUUUAACCCAACUGCAACCAUCUCACACUAGCCUUUCUACUCGCGCGUACGACAGCUCGAUUACUCUCGUUCGUGACAACAACGACUUACUUCCCUUACCGCAAAUUCUGGAGCCAGAUGAGGAACUCCUCUUACUGACACCAUUGGUGAAGCCCUUACCUGCAUCGGCCGUUUCGCGGUCAAUGUUAGAUAUGAUGACCACUUCACCCGAUCCUUCAGCCUCGUCAGAGAAGGGCUCGUCAAUAACCAGCGGCGAGAGUGUCUUUAGAGAGUUUGGGCGCUCACUUGCUCGCCAAAGGUCUGGUCGAGUGCUCCACACCUCCUACACAUCUACUGGAGUACGUCCGAUACACGAGAGUCUGAUUGAUCGAGCUAGUGCCGUCGUCAUACUCACAGCAGACUCCAACCGGAAUCUGUACCAGCACGGAUUUACCAAACACGUGUCGAUGAUAUGCAAGUCGCAGUAUUCCCAGACUGGGGAACGACGCGAAAAACCAGUAAUUGUGGUUGCAGUAAGCUCGCCAUAUGACUUCGCCAUAGACCCGUCUAUAGGCACGUAUAUAUGUACAUAUGACUUCACCGAGACGGCGUUACAGGCGCUCGUCAAAGUUCUUUAUGGUGAACUCUCACCUACAGGCUCCUUACCCGGCACGAUCAGUCGCAGCCAGAAGAUCCACCAGUCACGCCAGCACUGGCUUGUCGAAACGUGGAACGAAGAGCGCGACAGUGAAGCUCUUGAUGCGCUACUCGACGCUGUCCGAGAAAGCGGCUCGCACGCUGAAUUGACGCAUGUCUCGUCUCAUAGCUUCCUUCUCCGAAACGACGACGUUGAUGAAGCACAUUUCGUUGUGCGGAAUAGUACGACGCAGGCUUUAUAUGGCUUUUGUUCGACAUAUUUCUUCCGGUCGACUGGGACCGGAGUUAUCGGUUCGAUCAUCGUGGACCCCACGAGACGAAAGCUUUCGAUAGGACACUCGCUUCACAAUCGCGCAAUCCGAAGCUUACUGCAACGCAAAGGAGUGAAGCGAUUCCAAUUAGGAUCUCGCUUACCAAGCAUAUACCUGGGCAUCCCCGCAGCUAACCCUGUUGAACGCAAAAGACUACGGCAGUGGUUCGCUCAAUUAGGAUGGAACACGGCAUUGUCACGACCUGUAUGUAGCGUCUUGCUCCGUCCACUGUCAUCGUGGACUGCCCCCGAGGGUCUUGCAAAAAGCCUACACACGAAUGAGGUAGACUACGACCUUGUUCAUGGCUGGGAAUACGCAGAGUCCAUAUUCGACCACAUCAAGACAAAUUCUCGUCAGGGUGUAAUGGAAAUCUACAAAAUGGCACUCAACGGCGCACCACACUCGGGUGUUAUUCGCGCAAAGCGACCCGAAGAUGGUKCUAUAUUGGGCAGUGUGGUAAUAUACAACAGUCAAUCGGCGAUAGCGGAAUAUAUCCCGGCCUUGCAUAAGAAAGAUAAGGAAAAGGAGAAGGUAAAUGGCAGCAAUUCUAGCGCGAAUGGAAGCAGCAACGGCGUUACUGCAGGAGGCGGAGGAGUUUCGUCACCAGUCAUCUCGCCAUCGGUCGGUGAAUAUGCGACGUUGAUGCAGGGUUUGAUUCUUUUAGGGAUUAAACAAGUUCGGAAGUCUGGGGCAGAUGCAGUUAUGCUCGACUGUGUCGACGGCGACGGAAACUUUGACAGUCUAACGGCAAUGGGAUUCACCGUACUUCACACCUUUGAAGAAGUUACCUGUGACGCGACGACGUGGAAGUUGAUGCAGCCAUCAUAA
This is a messenger RNA of Talaromyces amestolkiae, 2853 nucleotides long. RefSeq lists its product as uncharacterized. The transcript has 4 exons. The coding region runs from base 1 to 2853 and encodes 950 amino acids. Gene Ontology annotation, molecular function: hydrolase activity, hydrolyzing O-glycosyl compounds; acyltransferase activity, transferring groups other than amino-acyl groups. The record is from RefSeq and is a predicted model, not a curated record. Gene Ontology annotation, biological process: carbohydrate metabolic process; peptidoglycan turnover. NCBI's taxonomy places the organism in Eukaryota, Fungi, Ascomycota, Eurotiomycetes, Eurotiales, Trichocomaceae.